Messenger RNA from Salvelinus fontinalis (brook trout), 2146 nucleotides. Its product is annotated as elongin-B. The transcript is spliced from 4 exons. Gene Ontology annotation, biological process: transcription elongation by RNA polymerase II. NCBI's taxonomy places the organism in Eukaryota, Metazoa, Chordata, Actinopteri, Salmoniformes, Salmonidae. Gene Ontology annotation, molecular function: protein binding. The coding region runs from base 731 to 1090 and encodes 119 amino acids. Gene Ontology annotation, cellular component: elongin complex; VCB complex. The record is from RefSeq and is a predicted model, not a curated record.
UAGAUUUCCUAAACAAGUGUUAACCACAGACCUUAUUAUCGGCGUUUAUUCAAAACCGCCAUUCAUUUUCCCAUAGGCUUUGGCUAACGAACCAUGGUGGAGUUCGCAAAGAUGGUUACCCCUUCUGCCGCCUGUGGAGUGAGUUGAUGCCUACAAAAAUACACCAUUACUAGUUCUCUGAAUACCCUCCGCUGUGGUAUGGGUAUGAUCAAAGAUAUUAGAGAAAGGAGAUUGGAAUCCUAUUGUGCAAUGAAUGAGGCACGUAUAACGACCCACCCAGCAGACUGUUGACCAAUCGCGUUGACGUUGUCUUGCUUCGUCACGCUGUUGCUAAAAUAAUCGUCACGAAAUCCCUUCCCAAAGUCGGUAUGAGUAGAGAAAAAGGUACACAUUACAGAUAUUAAGUUAAUUAUCGCACAUAUCGGAAAAUAUUUGUAAUGUUGUACUUCUUGACAAAAUGCAAGCUAAUGUUGAGUUUUUAGUUAGCGGCCAAUUGACUCCCAUUCACUCCUUGAAGGAGAGCUCUCCUUGUCCAAGAAUCACCCAGAAGGCACCGCGCUGUCCAUUGACGUAGCAUGGGCAACGUACACAAUGGUUGUUAAUACGAUUUCAAUGGUGUUUCCUAGCUCAUCAAAAGUAUCUCUGGUGUUAAACACCACUGUUGGAUGAGAGCGUUUUGUGAUUCUCGCAGUGCAGCGUGGGAUAGCGGAGGCGCAACCGACCGAGAGAAAUGGAUGUGUUUCUGAUGAUCCGGCGUCACAAGACAACCAUCUUCACUGAUGCCAAAGAGUCAACUACGGUCUACGAGCUGAAGCGCAUAGUGGAGGGUAUCCUAAAGAGGGCACCGGAGGAACAGAGGCUGUACAAGGAUGACAUGUUGCUGGAGGAUAGUAAGACUCUUGGAGACUGUGGUUUCACAAAUCAGACAGCCAGACCUCAGGCCCCAGGGACUGUUGGAUUAGCAUUCCGUCUUGGUGAUGAUGCAUUUGAGCAGCUGAGGGUUGAGCCCUUCUCCAGCCCCCCAGAGCUUCCUGACGUCAUGAAGCCUCAGGACUCUGGCAGCACAGCCAAUGAGCAGGCCGUGCAGUGAGGGAAUGAAGCAGGCAGGGAGGGGGGGAUCUGGGAGGUGGUGCUUUGGAUUAGGUAGGCCGGCUUUACAGACUGCUUUAGGGUAACAUGCGAGUGUACCUGUGAGAUCUUUAACUUUGCAGGAAGAACAUGAAUUCCCUCACACAGAGGGGAGUAUUUUCAUGUUAUUCCUGAACUAGGCUCACGCAUGUUUAGAUUCACUCACAAGAUCCCUCAACAAACAUUUCUAAUUUGUCAGGCCACUGUCAGUAAGGGGGUUGGGAAAAAAAUGAAAAAUGCAUCAUACCUCAUUUAAUUCAUACUAGUCUUUUGGGGAGGGUGUAGCCUGUGUUUUGGCUUGGUGGGGAUUUGAGAAGGGAGUGGCUAUUACAUUUUUAGAAUGCCCUCUUGCUGAUUGCGUUUCUCUUUAUUCAAUAUCAAUAUUACAAUUUAGCGUUUUUUAAUUACUCCUUGGGGUGGUAAUAUGUGGAGCAACAAAGGGUUUGUUAUUAGCUUAUAACAUGUGCAUGAAAAGAUCUGAAAUAAACACACAAACAUGUUGAUGCCAUGACAUAAAAUGUAUAGCAGAACACAUGUACUUGCACACAGAAUGGUGUGAAGAUUUACAAUCGUCAGUUUUUAUUAAGCUUCCCCACUAUCUGGUUUUUGUUUGCUUGUUUCUUUAUCUUUGCACUGGAGUUCCUGUGUAUUCCCCCCCCCCCCCCCCCCCUUGAUUCUCUACAAAACUGUACCAAUUUGACCCCUAUCCCCAAAUUACACCACCCCACCCCCUAUUUUUGGGGAGCUGAAGUGUAAAUGGAAACCUUCAGUGGAAAGAGACAGGACUCACUAAUCUUGUGAUAAACAAGCAUGAAGGUACAAAUUACUGGUGUUGAAUGGAAAUGGGUGUAAACUGUCUCAAUUAGAUUCAACAACCUGACUGGGGUGGUUGUCAUGCCCUUUUUUUAAGAUAUGAUGGAAAUGGUUCACCAACAAGCUCUUUUUAAAACAGGACUUUAUGAAACAAGCAGCACCUGUAAUUGUCUUGAGUUGACAUAAAAAAAAGUUUUCUUUGUCA